GGGCAAAGUUUCAGGCGGCGUCCCCCUCGGCGCCCGGGCCGGAGGGGCCGGCUCGCCUUCCGCGGGAAGCAGGCCGGUGGGGAGAAGGAGUUACAGGAAUGAGAUCCUGCGAGGAGUGAAGCAGUGUAGGAACUUGGAUAUCUAGAUUUCUGACCUACGUAUAUCUGCUGAAAGUAACCAUUAAGAGCGGCGUGUGUACUGUUUGAAUGACGGCAGCAUCAUAGCGCAGCGUUUUGACCGCGCAGUGCAUUCACAUUUGUGUGGGUUUUGCUCUGAACCCCUGUAGCUUGCUAUAGGCUUGUGUCAGGGUGGAAGUGGAAAUGUGAGGCCUCUGGAUCUGAUCUGUUUCACGUGGAGAUUUCUGAAAUAACUUACAGCAAUGGAAGCACAAUGACUAAAUUAAAAUUGCUCGCGUGGGCUGGUGUCCUCUGCUGCUUGAUAUGGAAUGGGUUUGCUCAGCAAGGUGGAAGUGACUGUAUAAAAGCUAAUGCAAAAUCAUGUGGUGAAUGUAUACAAGCAGGACCAAACUGUGGCUGGUGUAAAAAAACAGACUUUUUACAAGAAGGAGAACCAACAUCUGCACGAUGUGAUGACUUGGCAGCACUGAAGAGUAAAGGCUGUCCUAUGGAAGAUAUAGAAAAUCCCAGAGGUAGCAAACAAGUGCUUGAAGAUAAAGAAGUAACAAAUCGUAAGAUAGGUGCUGCAGAGAGGCUGAAACCAGAGGACAUUACACAGAUCCAGCCUCAAAAAUUAGUACUGAAACUAAGAGUCGGGGAACCUCAAACAUUCUCACUAAAAUUUAAGAGAGCUGAAGACUACCCCAUUGACCUUUAUUAUCUUAUGGACCUCUCCUAUUCUAUGAAAGAUGAUUUAGAGAAUGUGAAGAGUCUCGGAACGGCUCUGAUGUUUGAAAUGGAAAAAAUAACAUCAGACUUUCGAAUUGGCUUUGGCUCUUUUGUGGAGAAAACUGUGAUGCCAUAUAUAAGUACAACACCAGCCAAACUCAGAAAUCCUUGUACAGGUGACCAGAACUGUACAAGUCCAUUUAGCUAUAAAAAUGUGCUUAGCCUUACCAGUGAAGGAAACAAAUUCAAUGAACUUGUGGGUAAACAGCACAUUUCUGGGAACUUAGAUUCUCCUGAAGGUGGAUUUGAUGCGAUCAUGCAGGUUGCAGUUUGUGGGGAACAAAUUGGCUGGAGAAAUGUUACAAGACUCCUGGUGUUUUCCACGGAUGCUGGAUUUCACUUUGCAGGAGACGGUAAACUUGGUGGAAUUGUUUUACCAAAUGAUGGGAAGUGUCAUCUGGAAAAUAAUAUGUACACAAUGAGCCACUAUUAUGAUUAUCCCUCUAUUGCUCAUCUGGUACAGAAGCUUAGUGAGAACAAUAUUCAGACAAUCUUUGCUGUUACUGAAGAGUUUCAGGCAGUUUAUAAGGAACUGAAAAAUCUGAUACCAAAAUCAGCAGUGGGAACAUUGUCUUCAAACUCCAGCAAUGUGAUCCAGCUGAUCAUUGAUGCAUACAAUUCCCUUUCUUCAGAGGUUAUCCUGGAAAACAGUAAGCUACCAAAAGGAGUGACCAUCAGUUAUAAGUCUUUCUGCAAGAAUGGAGUGAAUGACACACAAGAAGAUGGGAGAAAAUGUUCUAACAUUUCAAUUGGAGAUGAGGUUAAAUUUGAGAUUAAUGUAACAGCUAAUGAAUGUCCAAAGAAAGGACAAAAUGAAACAAUUAAAAUUAAACCACUGGGAUUCACUGAAGAAGUGGAAAUUAAUCUCCAGUUCAUCUGUGAAUGUCAGUGUCAAGGUGAAGGAGAACCCAAUAGUCCAGCCUGCCAUGAAGGAAAUGGAACAUUUGAAUGUGGUGCCUGCAGAUGUAAUGAAGGACGUAUAGGAAGACUGUGUGAAUGUAGUACAGAUGAAGUAAAUAGCGAGGAUAUGGAUGCUUACUGCAGGAGGGAGAACAGUACAGAAAUCUGCAGUAACAAUGGAGAAUGCAUUUGUGGACAGUGUGUAUGCAAGAAAAGAGAAAACACCAAUGAAGUGUAUUCUGGCAAAUACUGUGAAUGUGACAACUUCAAUUGUGAUCGAUCAAAUGGUUUGAUUUGUGGAGGAAACGGUAUCUGCAAAUGCCGAGUGUGCGAGUGUUUCCCCAACUUCACUGGCAGUGCAUGUGAUUGCUCUUUGGAUACCUUGCCGUGUAUGGCGUCUAAUGGGCAGAUCUGCAAUGGAAGAGGAACCUGUGAAUGUGGGACCUGUAACUGUACAGAUCCAAAAUUCCAGGGCCCCACAUGUGAAAUGUGUCAGACUUGCCUUGGUGUCUGUGCAGAGCACAAGGACUGCGUUCAGUGCAGAGCUUUCGAUAAGGGAGAAAAGAAGGAAACAUGCUCUCAGGAAUGUAUGCAUUUCAACAUGACGCUGGUAGAAAGUCGAGACAAGUUGCCGCAGCCUGGACAGCCCGAUCCGCUGUCUCACUGCAAAGAGAAGGAUGUUGACGACUGCUGGUUCUACUUCACGUAUUCUGUCAACUCAAAUGGUGAAGCCAACGUCCACGUGGUGGAGACCCCAGAAUGCCCCAGCGGCCCUGACAUCAUUCCCAUUGUAGCUGGUGUGGUUGCUGGAAUUGUUCUUAUUGGACUUGCAUUAUUACUGAUUUGGAAACUACUAAUGAUCAUUCAUGACAGAAGAGAAUUUGCUAAGUUCGAGAAGGAGAAGAUGAAUGCCAAGUGGGAUACGGGUGAAAAUCCUAUUUACAAGAGUGCAGUGACAACUGUGGUCAAUCCUAAAUAUGAGGGAAAAUGAACACUGCUUGUAUAACUUCACAACACUGUAUGCAGCAUAGCAAUUUUUGUAGUCACAGUAAGAUAGAUUUAGGGCAAACUGCAGUGAUUUUACUAAUUCAUUACAUAUAGGUUUGUUUUCCUGUGCAGGUUUUGAAAAUGUACAAUAUGUUGGUUUUGGUUUUUUAUUUUAUUUUUUGUUUUGCAAAUGAAAGUAAUCAGUACCAGAGGUCUGACAAAAACACAACACAAAACUUGAGACUGUGUAGCCUUGUCAGCUGAGGUCACAUGGUGCCUUUUGGACCUUUUCCACUCCCGUGCUGUGAAUCCGGGUCUUCUGCAGGGUGCGAUGCUGCGGCGGGACAGGGGACGCGGUGAAAGCCAUCGGCACGAGGGCUCUGCCUAGCCAGUUAGUAUUACACUUUUUAGCUUUACAGGGAAAUCAGGGCUUGAGUUUGCAGAUGUAAUUAAAUUCAUGUAGCAUGGAGCUGGUGGUUAAUUGCUCUUCUGCUUGCGAGACAUGUGAUUGAGUACAUGGUAAGUGGAGUAAGUUGGAACUGAGCAGUGUAAAAGACUGAAAAUUGUCUGCAUACUUAUUUUGAAUUUUUAAGUUGUUUAUUGCCAGGUUAUGAUUAAAAUGAAAGACUUUGAGAAGAAUGUUAAGAAGGAAAAAAUAGCUUUAAAACAUGUGCCAUUACUGAAAAAGUUGCUGACUGGUAACUUGCUUAGAUUUUGUUUGUAAAUUCAAGCCCUGGGUGGCAGUAUCGUGAAGUACCUUACCGAGACAUCCUCAAAACACAUAAGGGCCUUACAUCAUACUGUGUCUUCAUUCUGUAACGUUUCCUGGUUUAAAGCCUGGUGCUUUGUCACCCUUCUAAUCUUUUUAACGUAUUUGGUUGCGAUUCAUUUUGUAAUAUUUUUGUAUCAACACAAGCUUUUUUUCUUUUUUUUUUUUCCUUUUUUUGGGCAGUCUUAGCUGUAAAUUUGCCUCUACCCUGUAGCUAAGAUUGCGUAGUUUGUCGUGUGACACGAGUCACACCGUUCUUGACAUGCGCCAUGUACAUUUGCCUUUGACCAUUCAAACUGCAUCAUAGUCAUAUUCUUGUUUUAAGUGCCUUUUUAUUUUAACAGAUGUUCACUUUUUACAGUGCUAUUACUGAAGUUAUUUAUUAAAUAAAAGUACCUUAAAAUACUUAAA
Columba livia (rock pigeon) is the source of this 3972-nucleotide messenger RNA. RefSeq names its product integrin subunit beta 1 (gene ITGB1). Gene Ontology annotation, biological process: cell adhesion mediated by integrin; integrin-mediated signaling pathway; cell migration. Gene Ontology annotation, molecular function: integrin binding; fibronectin binding; collagen binding involved in cell-matrix adhesion. Bases 391 to 2796 code for a protein of 801 amino acids. The transcript is spliced from 16 exons. NCBI's taxonomy places the organism in Eukaryota, Metazoa, Chordata, Aves, Columbiformes, Columbidae. The record is from RefSeq and is a predicted model, not a curated record. Gene Ontology annotation, cellular component: integrin complex; focal adhesion; cell surface.